GGGAAAUCCCUAUGGUGGACAUCAUCUGGAAUUUCACAUUAAUUUUUUCAUUUUGUUUCUCACCCCUAGCCCUACUGGCUCUGUGAAGCUACAAAGCUCCAUACAGCUGGUGGAUUUGCAGUAUCUGAGUGGUUAGCGGUUGCAAUCAUGAGAUCUAAGAGGAAGAGAAAAGAUUCUGAAGAAGAAAGUGAUUUUCAACCUGAAGUGGAUUUUCUACAACUUCAAAUGAACACUCUUCGAAGGUAUAAAAGGCACUAUAAACUUCAACUUAAGCCUGGCACUAAUAAGAUUCAACUGGUUGAGGCAAUUUCAAAGCAUUUCAGAACAGUUCGUGUAAAUGAAAAGAAGGCCGUUCCUCUGUUCAUAUCAAUGGUGAAAUCACACAAGAGCAAACUGGACCAUCCAAAACCUGUGGACAAUUAGCAUUAGUUGAUUCUGUUUUUGUUUGGCAACGUUCUUUACCAAAACUUAAAAUGCAGUAUUUGUUUUUUGUUCUGACUCGCUCUUUACCAAAUCUAAAAUUAAUACAGGAAA
This is a messenger RNA of Halichondria panicea, 534 nucleotides long. RefSeq names its product histone deacetylase complex subunit SAP30L-like. Gene Ontology annotation, molecular function: transcription coregulator activity; protein binding. Gene Ontology annotation, cellular component: histone deacetylase complex. NCBI's taxonomy places the organism in Eukaryota, Metazoa, Porifera, Demospongiae, Suberitida, Halichondriidae. The record is from RefSeq and is a predicted model, not a curated record. Gene Ontology annotation, biological process: regulation of DNA-templated transcription. The transcript is spliced from 3 exons. Bases 148 to 423 code for a protein of 91 amino acids.